CAGAAUUUAAUGCAGAUCAGAAAAAAGCUUGCAAAAUUCCCUUUAAUCAGAGAAAAAGCGGAGAGAAUCUGUUUGCCCUACUACUCUUCUUUUUCUCUUUCGUUGUUUCCACAUUCGCAUAUCCACCACACAUACCCGUUGCUAUUAUGUCUAAUAGUCCUGCACCUGGCUCGCAGCUGGCCGACUAUUUCUUUGUCGCAGGUCUCCAUGACGAUGACCUGUUGGCAACCUACCAAGCGGCAAAGCAGGGCCGAAGAAUCACCGACGACGAUUACUACUAUGAGCGACAGCAAACUGCAGUCAAUGACCUUGACAAAAAGAACAACAGCAACAAUAGUGAUUCAAAUCAGGUGGUCGAGGCAUCACCUACGCCAUUAGACGAACCCAACAAUAGCAAAAGCAGCAGUGGCGGUGUCAAUCAUCACACCCCCCAUACAUCCUCCACGUCCUUGUCUCCGCGCAGUGACGGUGGCAGCAGCAGCAGCAAAAACAGCACUACAACCACUACCACUAGCACUAAUGGUAAUGGCGAUAACCACCAUCGAGCACUCCCUACCAGAACAGUUACUCUCCCCGCAGAACUGCAUUCUGGAAAGAACAGCAGUGGCCGUAUAAGAGAUUCUUCGUUUGGCGUCCUCGAUCAUGUUCAGGCUGUCAUUGAUCACUUUGACAAGGAGCGAGACACUGCUAGAGACACUGUCAUUGCAGUCCACGAUCAGCAUCGCUUGGCGGAGAAAUUUGACACGCACCAACAAGACCAGGAACAGCAGCGCAGGCAACGGUCGUCUUCAACGCAUGUAGCAGCCAGCGAUCGUUAUAGCUUGCAUCAGUCACAUACUUGGCAGCCCGAAAGUGGAUCAAGUACUCGUCGACAACGUCAGUACUCGGAGCCACCAGCAUGGAUGCAUGGGACGCAAUCGUCGAUCGAUAGUGUCGCAACGGUGACACCAAAGAACCUACAAGAAAAUAAUCCAAAUGCCGUUGCCGUGCCGAAUAUUCUUGAUCUGCAGUAUAUACCCACCGUUUUAAUGCGGUACCCGAAGCAAAAUUGCGUGCCAUCGCAACCUUUUCCGCCCUAUGUCGCUAUGUUUUGCUUUCCAAAAGAAAUCACACUACACUACGGAUCUCAACCUCCGCCAGAGCGACUACAUUCUUUUGCAAUGACAGAUGAGAAAGGAGCAACAAUCAAUGGUACAUGUGUCGUAUUCUAUGAACGGCUACCAGAGCGGCUUAUUAAACCUGUGGAUGAAGCGAUCCAAGACUGGGUCGAAGAGAAUAUGGCAUCAAGUACGGUCGAAUAUGCGCAACAUCUGCAAACCAAGAUAAACGAAGAGGAAGCCAAGCGAAAGCAACAUGGAGCACAGCUUGCAUCACUUACGACAUUGAGCUCGACGUCCGAAAUUCAACAACAGCGGGAACAAUUGGAGGAGUUGGUUCGUAGUGCACAGGAGAACGUGACCCUUUACACAGAACUGCUGGAACCGGUCAAGAUGGGCGUAUGCACAGCGCAGAAUGUCUGGGUGCCCAAGAGUGUCGGUCUACUAGGAUGCAUGCCUUGGAAUGACUUGUACGGCGAUUGGCUCCGUGUUUUAGUAGAUGCUGUGGUGGGCGUUCGUGGACACAGACACAAAGGUGUCUUGUUAAACGUGGAGAGCGCCGUGCAUAACAUUAUCCGUGAGGUACCGUUGCCACCCCCUGGACGAUUCGAGAUUGGCUUAAGCAUCAAUCAUCGACCCCUAUUCUUCUCUCGACCACCUGUCAACCAAGUCCCUUUAUUGAAGAAUUUCUCACUAUACCCAGUGUUUCGAGCAUUAUCGCCUCACUUGAUCUUGGCUAUUACAGAGACAUUGCUUGCAGAAGGAAAGGUGCUAUUCUUAUCUCAAUAUGCGGGGAUGCUUUCACUAGCAUGCGAGACGUUUCGAUACCUCCUGUUUCCGCUCUACUGGCAAUUUGUUUUUAUACCCGUAUUACCACGACGAUUACUGACUUGUCUUCAGGCACCAGUACCGUAUAUUGUUGGGUUCAUGGGAGACAUGUCUGACGUGGAGGAUUAUAUUGCCGAGGAUACAUGUAUAGUGAAUCUUGACAGUAACACAAUGCACCAAUACCAUGCGACAAUGACAAUUCCCGAUCGACAGCGAAAAAAACUCUACACAGCCAUCGAACAAUAUGCGCCCCUCCAUGGCUCUCGACACCGAAUCCCCUAUGGCGUCCCACUAUCCAUCAAGGAAAUGUUUCCCAACAGCCGGAUGCUGCUCUCCUGUGGCCGUUCCAAAGUGCAAAAUACAUAUGACGCACCACAACGCACCUCAAACACAUCCGAGUUUAGCAAUUCCAUAUGGUCUAACAAUACAACAGUAGCUUCAGGUGGUACUAGCGGUCGUCCCUUGUCCGGGCUAUGGUCGAGCAACGCAAGUACUCGCAGUUCAAAUGAUUCAUCCACAUCGCUUUCAACGUCACUGGAUGUCCCAUUGCCGGCUAUGCCUCAGUAUCCUGGCAGUGUUAAACUUGCCACACAAGGCUCAGCAUCUACAUCCUCGCUCCAUACGCCGCCCAUGAGCCCAACAGCUUCAAAGAAUCGUCUGCAUCACCAUCACCAUCACCCUUCUACUUCCACGCAAAGAUCAUCUAUGACAACGACAGGAGUCCAACGGCAUGGAUCAACUCGAAGUAAUAGGAGUGAUGUUAUUAUUCGCAGAGCCGAAACGUCGUCACAGACUGGCAUUGGCCGUUUGAGUCGACAAUCAAGCUCGAGCGAUAGCAGUAAUAGUAAAGACGUGAAAACAAAACGACGCCUGUCGACAUUCAUGUCAAAGCCCCGUGCUGCAUUCCAACAAAACAAUUUCUCGGAGACUUCUGUUGAUACAGCCGCAUCGCCUCGCAACUCCACCGCAUCAUCGCCAUAUAGCCAGGGUUACAACCAAGAAUAUGCCCAUCAGCAAAAUUGUGAAGUGAUGCGUCGUAUCAAACAUAUCGAAGGGCAUAUUAUGACCGAAGUAUUUUCUCGCGAGCUUCUUAGCCUACAAGGGUACCGAUGUCUAUGUGGAAAGCCUGUAUCCGAGUUUGCUGAUGGUGAGGAUACGCGGGUACGCCAGCGCAUGUUUAUGCGAUGCCAAGAAUGUCAAUUGGUGACCCAUGAUAACUGUACAAAUCAGAUAUUACAUGCAUGUUUGCCUGCAUGUUUCAAUGAGCGUAAAGUCCAAGAAGCAUUUCUGCGCAUGUUUGCGUCCCUCUUGUAUAAUUAUCGAACAGGCUUUGUCGACGAUACACAAGAACUCAAUGGUGCUGCUGCAUUGGCAUCUACAGGCGACUAUUCAAAGAAAAUGCAACGCGGUGUACUUUACUUUUCUAAAGAAAAAUUCAUGAAGCAUUCUGACAAAGAUACCCGGCCCUACCUAUCGCAUCUGGUGGGCUCACAAAUGUUUACGCAGUUCAUCACUGAUCGGUUAUCUAAAUCGGCAGAGGACCCGGAGAUCCUUGUUUUUGACGAGUUUAUUAAACUCAAGUUGAAUCGCUCAAGGUUAAAGUUUGUCAAAGAAGACACACCGUUCUUGAAUGACGAUUCGUUUAGUAUUUCGCAAACAAUCUGGGCAACACCACCUAGUGAUGCGGCUGGUCAAACAUACGAUCGAUUUCCAAUUGAUUUGGAACUUUUAGACAAGUCAUAGUAUACCAUAUCAGUAUUAUUAGUUAGCCCAGUAGUAGUAUAUUUCAUCUUAAACUCUUUCUUAAUUUUUCUUUGUGUCAUCUAUCCUUAAUUGUAUAAACGUUUUUGUUACAACCAUCCCUCAUUUGAUUGGGAAUCGUAUAGUUCACUUCAUAUACUAAAAUUACAGCUUUUUUCUCUUUAUACCCUAUGUAUCUUUAAGAACCUGUUAUAAAAGACGCUG
Zychaea mexicana is the source of this 3890-nucleotide messenger RNA. Its product is annotated as AEX-3 domain-containing protein. Gene Ontology annotation, cellular component: cytoplasmic vesicle. The transcript is spliced from 15 exons. Gene Ontology annotation, biological process: regulation of Rab protein signal transduction. The record is from RefSeq and is a predicted model, not a curated record. Lineage: Eukaryota; Fungi; Mucoromycota; Mucoromycetes; Mucorales; Lichtheimiaceae. Bases 147 to 3668 code for a protein of 1173 amino acids.